UUAUUUAAGGGAUGUGAGCGUAUUUUAAGUGUUGCUGGAAACGCAGUCGAGAAGGGUGUAUGGGACGAGCAUUUAUUGGGCGAGUUGCACGCAAAACGAGCUGAUUCGUUGGCAAAGAAUAAAUUCGAUUCCGCGGGUUUCCUCGUCGAUGAAAAACCAAAGUUCGGAGCGACUCUCAUCGAUCAGUCGGGUUUGAAAAAGAAGGUGGUUUGGCGUUGGAAGGAAUUGACAAACGAAUACGAGUAUGUCUAUAAAGUGGUCGGAUUGAGCGAUAUGAUCGAACGACGCUCGUCGAAUGCGGAGAUGAGUGUGGCUGAGAUGGAUGUCUACUGUACGUUGUGUACGGCGAUCAUUUCGUAUUCUCAGGAAGCGGUUGACGAACACAUUCGCUCGUUGACGCACAUCAUCAAUUAUGCGGUUAGUGUUUGA
Anisakis simplex (herring worm) is the source of this 429-nucleotide messenger RNA. Lineage: Eukaryota; Metazoa; Nematoda; Chromadorea; Rhabditida; Anisakidae. The record is from the annotation of a GenBank genome assembly.